AUGGCAAACACCAAGAGGCUUGAUUCUCAUAUGUUCUCGGUAGGUAUUGGAAGUCUCCACAGCCAGCUCAACCCUACAUCGAGACUAGAGAUGCAUCCAGACGCAGAACUCGUCAAUCAGUCGCACGUCAUCUACUCUUACUAUACGUUUCUCGACCUCUCCACCCCUGGCCUGUCACCUGACGAUAUCCACUAUCUCCAGGCCCAGGGCUGCUUUGCAGUUCCUACUCGAGAAGCUUUGGACAACUUUGUCAGAGAAUACUUUCUGCACGUUCAUCCUGGACUUCCACUCUUGGACGAGGCUGUUUUCUGGGAAAUGUAUUCUGGGCAAGCUUCAUCGCAAUACCGGGCGAAUUUAUCACUUUUCGUGUUCCAGGCAAUGCUAUUCGCUUCGUGUAGCUAUCUCCCCUUCUCUACUCUGAGAAGCCUCGGGUUUAGCUCAGUGCGCAGUGCCAGAGACACAUACUACCGUCGAGCCAAGCUUCUAUUCGAUCUCGGUGCUGAGAAAGGCCUCAUACCCAAUUCGCAAGGAGCUCUAUUACUAUCAUACAAUGCAACAAUGAAAGAUCAAAAGCGAACCAACUCCAUUUGGCUCUCCACCGCUAUUCACUUGGCACAAGCAGCAGGCGCAGAUCAAUUCCACACGUGCUCAGAUCAAAGUCUAGCCACUAAGAAUCAGCUAAAACGACUUUGGUGGUGUUGCAUAGUGCGAGAUCGAAUCCUGCCUCUUGAUGUGCGGCGACAAUUGCACAUCGACUCUAUAGACUCGGACUUGAAGGACCACGCCUUGGCUGCUAAAGAUUUCACAAGAGAGAUCGAAGAGUCUCGCGUGUACGGAUCGCAGACGAAGCGGACCUUGGUUCAGUUGUUUAUUACCCUGUGUGACCUGGCUGUUCUACUUACCGACGUUAUUCGGACAGUCUAUGCUACUGGACGACCAAUUAGCGCAACUUCUCCCGUCAUCCAAAGGCUGCAAGAAACCAGCGCGUCUAUCCAAUCCUGCGAAGCCAGUUUAGACGCCUGGUUUGAAAGCGCAACCGUGCAGUUUCCUACUCCCGCCGGGAUCACCAAUACCGAAGAAUCCCUUGUUCUGUACACGAACCUGAUGUAUAUAUACUACCAUUCUGCUCGUUUUGCCUUGUAUCAACAUGAAGCAUUUAUUAUCAGCCUAAGUUCGAAGCCAGUUGUCGUGAACGACACGCUGUGGCAAACAAGGAGUAAACUGGAAGAUGCUACAGUUGGAAUCACAGAUAAUCUCAAGGAACUCAUACAACUCAAGCUCGGCAGGUAUCUACCAAUCAGCAUUGUUGCAUACGCAGCCUUGCCCCUUGUGCUUCACAUUCUCGACGUCAAGCUAGCAAAGAAGCCUUCACAGGCAGCUCAGAAGCAGGGUAAACUCAACGUAUACAUGGAGGCUAUGAAAGGCAUGCAGAAUCUUUAUGAUGGUGUAGAUGAUGUCUGGGCAUUUGUGAGAACAGCUGUCGAUUAUGCAACUAUAGAGGACCAUGAUACUGGGCAGUGCCUCCCCAACGACAUCGACAUCCAUUUCGACACAGCUGUUCCUUCCAAAUCAUCAGCUUGUAUCAAAGCUGUUAACGACUGGGGCAAUGUACUCGUUCAGGAGCCCGUUCUCUACUUCCGACUGUCCCGGACCAUUGAUCUCUCGUUGGCCUUUGGACGUUAUUCGGAGGAUUCUUCUCUUUGUCUUUCACCCCGCUCCGUCCGGUUCCCGUCUCCACGGAUUGUCUUUAUUGAUGUUGGUGUUCAAUAUCAGGGUGUUGAACCUAGGAUUGGUGAGACGACGAACAAAGGCUCUGCGUACGAGUAUCAAGCAUCUGAAGCCAUAGUAGACCAGUUUUCGUCAGAAGCACAAUUGUUAGAUGAGACAGAUGACUUUUUCGCAUAUGAUAUUGGGUUAGUCGAUCUUCAGACGCCAGCUUCUAUUCAUGAGUUCGAACUUGCUAUGGAAGGAGUCGAAGCCAAUGUACUAUAG
Molecule: messenger RNA, 1992 nt
Organism: Fusarium sp. VM40
Lineage: Eukaryota; Fungi; Ascomycota; Sordariomycetes; Hypocreales; Nectriaceae
Source: the annotation of a GenBank genome assembly